Molecule: messenger RNA, 842 nt
Organism: Marchantia polymorpha subsp. ruderalis
Lineage: Eukaryota; Viridiplantae; Streptophyta; Marchantiopsida; Marchantiales; Marchantiaceae
Source: the annotation of a GenBank genome assembly
UCGUACAUCUACCAAAGAGUCGCGAAAACAAACACAGCGGAUCGAUCACCAAGUCGUGAAUGCCAUGAAGACAGCGAUCUCCAAAACGUGGUGAGCAAUUCUGAUUACGUGAUCACCGACUGCGAUUCGCCUAAAAGAACGACAUGACAUAACUCCGAGGCCUAGCGUAUCUUAUGCUGUCGAACUAUGUCGUAUCUGAUUCCUUACUGCACAGAGAUAACGUGCGACUUUCACUCGCACACGAGCAACAUAUAAGACGUGGCAGGUUGCUCCGCAUCACAACUGUGGGGCAGCGCUGGGCUGGGCCAACCCGCUCCACUCCAUCAACUUCGCUCGCUCGCCCGCCCUGCCUGCCUCCCUCUCUCGCGACCUUUUGCCGACGAACUAUUCCCCCUUUAGAGAGGCAUGACAACAUUGAGGCCCCGAACUCAUCAACCCACGCAGCGCAGCACCUCACGGCCAUCAGAUUUAUUGUUACCAAUGUGCCCUCACCGUCACCUCUCAUUAACACAUCUAGCAGAGAGAGAGAGAGAGAGAGAGAGCGGUCUCCUUCGUCAAUCUCCAGACGAUCGGUGUCCGAGAGGUUGCAGCAGCUAAAGGUGCAGGUUUUCCCCGUUCACCUUUUACCUGUUCCAGUAAGAGAAUGGAUUUGCGGCUAAGACGGCGCUCUCGAAGAAAUAACAACGGACUUACGUGUCAGCAAUCCGUAGGACUAUAAAUGGACGGGUGAACAAAAUUGGCCGUUGGAUUUCAGUAUACGUGUGUCUAUCGUCGACGAUCGGACUGUAUAGAAAACUUACGUGGAGUAAUUUUGGAUCGUUGGAGGAAUUUGGGAACCUGUA